Molecule: messenger RNA, 273 nt
Organism: Giardia duodenalis
Lineage: Eukaryota; Fornicata; Diplomonadida; Hexamitidae
Exons: 1
Coding region: 1-273 (90 amino acids)
Source: RefSeq, a predicted model, not a curated record
AUGUUUGUGCCAAUUAGACAUGGAAUAUUAAAGUUCCAUGUAAUUAUUCCAACCAUAAAGUCUAGUCCUAAAUUCUCAAUGGCGUCGAAGCCGAAACCGAGGUCGAAGCCCACGCAAAAACCCGAAACUGCCACUGAAGACGUGGACGUCGAUGAAAAUCCUGUCACAGAUGGAACAGAAGCAGACCAAGAUGGAAUUUACUCCACCAACUACGCCUCUGAGGAGAUGCGCAAAUUUGAUAAGCAGCACGGAGACGGCGAGUCUAGCGACUAA